AUGUGUAGCGGUCAAUCGGUCAGUGGUUCAAGUUUGUUGUCGGAUGAUGAUGAUGCGCGUGAAACAUCUGGCCGAUCACGACGAGAAUUCGAUGAAAUAGAUGCCGUUUUGUUCGAUGAACUUCUACCUAAAAGAACGUCUUAUAGAAAAAUCUAUGAUGAAUGGUCGGCUAAACCUCAUUUUCGUAUACGUGGAAAAAUGUGUGAAAUCGAGACAAUACCCCUACAAGUACAACUACAACAACAACGACUACGGAAGCAGUCUCAAGACAAGAUUGAUACCGAAUAUAAUAAAGAAAAUAUGUCAACUCCGCUGUCUGACAUAUCAGCAAAAUUCUCAGUUAACGAUUUGAAUGAUCUGUCAAAUUUGGAUGAUGGUCGGUCAUCUAUUGAUUCUAUAGAAGGUUCAGAACUGACAAAUUCUGAUCUGGAUGAUCAAGAUGAUGAAGAUGUCAAUAAUAAAGAUCAGUUUGCGGAUGACAUUAAAAGCAAUUCAUUUAGUACGAAUGGUGAUGAUGACGAAGAUAGUUCACAAUUAUCCAAUCGUAAUCUAAAGCAUCAGCGACGUAAACAACAGCAAUUGAAGCCUCCUCCAUCAGCCGCCCCUCCAAUUAAAUGUUUGAAAGACAGUAUUGUAUCAACAUUAGCUAAUUUAAUAUUAAAACAAUUUUUCAACGAUUAUCAACCAUUAUUAAACCGUUACGCCAAACUAGUUUGUCAAAAAAAUGGCACAUUAUUAACCCCGUCAUCUGGAAUAUCAACAACCACCAUCGACCGUCUACCACGACCUUUAAGACCCUAUUCCUUACCACCUAGAUCAUUAUCACAAAAUCGUUUAUCGUUACCAACAUCCACUUCGAUAACAACUACAACACUAAUGAAUAAUAAUAGUAUCGUAUUGUCAAAUACUCAGGAUUUAAUUAAAGGUUUACGUUUGACACCUGAUCCAUCUGACAUCAGUUUAACCGGUCUCUUAAGAGUAACACCUUGUCGUCUUUCAAAUGUUUAUCAGUCGACUCCGCCUACAACAAACACAACAGCCACGUCAACAAAUUCUACAACAUCUCCUCGAAAACCACCUGAAAGAAUUUUAACAUCAUCAGCUAUCGAAAAACGUCAACCACAAAUUAAUUUAAUCUCCAUGAUUGGAACAGCCGUUGGGUCUCUGGCUGGCAAUAGUGGUUCGGUUAUUAAUAUUGGAAACAAUCUCAUUUCGUUAAAUAUUUCCAAUAAUCCAUCAUCAUCGUCAACAACCGCUCUCACUGGCACUUUAUCCUCUAGCAAUGUACCAUCAUCAGUCACAACGAUCGCCACUUUGAAUACGUCUAGUAGUAAUAAUAGUGGCAGUAAUGUUGCAAAUCAUCGUGCCUGGCCUUCUGCAGCAUCUAAUUCUUCAAGAUAUCGUUCAGCUACACUUACUAACGAUAUGCGUUUACCGCCGAUUACUGUUGAACCAUUAAAAGUAAAUUUGACGUCUGAACAGCUACUAUUACAUCGUUCAAAUCCAUCUUUAAUAAAUAGCACGAAUAACAAUAUGAAUGUAGGAACAAUCACGCUCAUAUCAAAUAAUAAUAAUAGUGGUAAUUCCAUUAUUGACCGUGCGGUUAGUGGAACCAGUACCGGUUCAAAUCUUUCGUUUGGACAAACAUUUCCUCUUUCAAAUAAUAAUAGUACAAACUUAAAUAAUAAAUUACGUACAUCUAACGUGUUAAAAUUUUCUGCUCGUACAUUACCACCCGGUGAUUUUGUACGUGGACGACCAAUUGAAGCACAUAUAACUCGACCUGUUGCAUCCGCAAAAGAUAGUAUUCUAACAACAACCACAAAUUUACCAACAUCUACAAGUCCUAAUCGCUCGGCAACAAGGGGUUCAAAUAGUUCCAAUUCACGUCAAAAUAAAUUAAACAACAAUACUCGACCAUCAAGACAGCAACAGCAAUUUUCUACGCCAAUAAAAAUAAGUACUUCACACAUGUAA
Molecule: messenger RNA, 1977 nt
Organism: Didymodactylos carnosus
Lineage: Eukaryota; Metazoa; Rotifera; Eurotatoria; Philodinida; Philodinidae
Source: the annotation of a GenBank genome assembly